Tuber aestivum (summer truffle) is the source of this 3476-nucleotide messenger RNA. NCBI's taxonomy places the organism in Eukaryota, Fungi, Ascomycota, Pezizomycetes, Pezizales, Tuberaceae. The record is from the annotation of a GenBank genome assembly.
CACGACAUCCACGCCAACUGACUUCCGCCUGAAGGAGUCUCUGAUACGCUACGUGACGAUAGGUGGGUUUUUCAUUCUUGUAGUCUUUUUCUUCCUCCUUUUUCUGGUGGGGUUAUCGGUAUUACCCCACCCUUUUGGGUUAGGGGGGUUAUCUUUAAUUCUAUCGACGCAUGGGAUUAUUAGUGGUGGACGCUCUGGCCUUGAGCUGACUGGGCCCUAGUGAACGAUUGAAAUAAUACAUUAUGGCUGUCGGCAAGAACAAGAGACUUUCCAAAGGAAAGAAAGGUCUUAAGAAGAAGGUCCAGGAUCCCUUCACCCGCAAGGAUUGGUACAGCGUUAAGGUGAGCUACCUCAUUUCUCCAUAUCAGAGUGCCUUUUCACAAUACUUAUUUUUUUAGGCACCUUCGACCUUCGCUUCCAGAGAGUGAGAUACACCCCCUUUACUUUUAAAUUCGGCUUGAUAUUACACGAAUUGUAUUGCAGGAAGAAGAUGAGGGCUUGUGGCUGACUGGAUGUCGUGGAUAUGCAGUGUUGGAAAGACCCUUGUCAACCGCACCACUGGUCUCAAGAAUGCCAACGACGCCCUCAAGGGCCGGAUUUUCGAGGUUUCUCUUGCCGAUCUCCAGAAGGAUGAGGAGCACGCUUUCCGCAAGGUCAAACUCCGGGUAGAUGAAGUCCAGGGAAAGAAUUGUCUCACAAACUUCCACGGUCUCGACUUCACUUCCGACAAGCUUCGCUCGCUUGUCCGCAAGUGGCAAACCCUGAUCGAGGCCAACAUCACUAUCAAGACAACCGACGACUACCUUCUCCGCCUGUUCGCCAUCGGCUUCACCAAGAAGCGACAAAACCAGAUUAAGAAGACCACCUAUGCCCAGUCUUCGCAGAUCCGUGAAAUCCGCAAGAAGAUGGUUGAGAUCAUUCAGCGUGAGGCAGCGAGUUGCUCUCUGUCGGGGCUGACCCAGAAGCUCAUCCCGGAGGUUAUUGGACGUGAGAUCGAGAAGGCGACCACCGCAAUCUAUCCUCUCCAGAAUGUUUGUACAUGCCACAUCCCGCCCCGCUGCCGCUUCUCGGUCAUAUGCAAACACACAUAUAUAUGCUAAUAAUUACUUUCCGCAGGUUCACAUCCGCAAAGUAAAGCUCUUGAAGUCGCCUAAAUUCGAUCUCGGUGCCUUGCUGAAUCUGCAUGGGGAGUCAACAGCGGAUGAGUCUGGCCAGAAGGUGGAACGUGAAUUUAAGGAGCAAGUUUUGGAGACUGUGUAAAGGGGCGAGGGUGGGGUGAAAAGUAUACAGAACAAAAAGCGGUUAACCUGAAUUCACAAAAAUCAAAAUUUCGGACACAAGCGGCGAAAUUUUGAAGUCUAAUUUCCUAUUCCUUGUUUCAUAUUUCUCUUCUUGCCUUGGGACCAAAAUCUUCUUGGACGGAUCAAGGCCCAAUCCGAUUCGGGGGGUGGGUUUAGUUCUUUAGCACGGUGUACGGGAUACAAUCAUACUUGAACCAUACGCUUUCCUUGCGGCACAAAAUUGUGAUGAUGAGGACGAUGAUUAUAUAUAAAAUGCAUUAUAGAAGCAUCGCAACUUGAUGGAAUGGAUACAUGUCUUGAUAUCCCUCUGUUGCCCUAUCGACACUAGAUCCUCAGAUGGAAUACCAUCAUGAUGGGCCAUCAGCGGCCAGGCUAUGGCAGCCUAGGGUACUCUGCUUUACUAUGCCCGUAGGGUGCCACAGUGUUCUCGCAUAUAUAUAUUGUUGCUUUUCCCACUCCUCGCGGCGAAGAUAAUUCCUUUUGUCCGGCCCUUCGCCCUGCAGAAGUGAUGAAGUCUAUUAUACUCACAAAGCCGGGCCUCGAACGGUCCGUCAAACUCCACUUCACGUCCAUUCAUAUCCGUCGGUUAUAUUAUUACGUUUCCAUAAUAUUGUUUGAUAAUUUGUUUUUUCUCCACCAUAGCCUUUCCUUUUUCUUUUCGUUUCCCUCUCUUCCGGGCCCCUUCUGGUCCCGUGUUCGAGGGAUUUGCUAGUAGUGUAUGAUGCCAUGCCGACGAGGCAAGGCAAGGUAAGGCAAGGUAUGAUACUGGUAUUAUGAAAAGGCGAGCGGGGAGGCGGGCGCCUACCGCAACGUGGGGUGCUAUUACAGGAGGCUGGACCGAGAGCCACGGCACGUAGACCACCGUAGCUGUAUAGCAAGCCUUGGGCGGUGAUACUGGUAUUGGUCAGUGCUCCUCUCCAGUCUUUUUUUUUUCCUUUUUCAAAUGUUUGGCAUGUCUGUUUGUUUGUCUGUUUGUCCGCCCACUGGUUGUUACGGGUAGGAUAUGAUAUGACGCUGCGAGGUUCUACAGGGAUGGCAUCCCGCUGUGCCAGGUGCGGUUCGGUGUGAUUGAGUGCAUUCCCACUUUCCGAGUGAGAGUCCUUGAUAAUGUAUAUCAAGUGUUCUCAAUUUGAGUUGUGAUGGACGGGCGAAGGAACCCUGCACUUCCGACACCGUUCAACUUGGCGGUUUAUAUCAAUGGCGGCGUUUAGUGAUGACGGAUAGCCGUGUGAUUGAUUCUAUCGUCAUCACCUUUCUUUCUUUCCCCCCCCGCUUCUUGAAGCGAGAGCUCCUCCCUUCCCCCCUUUCCGCUUCUACAGUAGAGCUUAAAGUUGAUCUAUCUAUAUAUCUAGGCGACUAUCAUGGUAUUAUACGUAUCAUAUAUCAGUAUUCGAUGUGCGGUAUGAUAUAAUACUGCCAACAGCGCGGCAGCACAUGUAAACGGUAAGGGAGCCGAGGGGUACGACGGCUAUUGCGCGAUUGCGGAUCAUGAUCUCGCGUUGGUGGUGGUGUGGGUUUGGGGCCUUGACCCAUGGUACUGUACUGUGGGUCUUUGGAGAAGGUCAAGAGUGGGAUUGGGUGUGGUUGGGUGUGGUUGGGUCAGAGGGGAAGUAUGGGACCUUUCUCUCUUCUUUUUUUUUUUUUUUUUUGAUAUCGUAUGGUGGCUAUGUAUGUGAUGUUCUGCCUGGUGUGCGUUGUUGCUAAUGGGAGGUUUCCUCUUCAAGUGCACUAUGGCUGGUGAGGGUAUAAUAUUGUUGUGGUGUUAAGGUAUCGUAUCAUACUUGCACUGUGCCGAGGUGUAUCAUAACUGUACAGUACUGCGGACGCAAGCUGCUCCGCCGUGCCCUGAUCAUCGGAUGUUCAAGUAUUUUGAGCCUUUCCGUACCACUGCACGGUGCAUAUGAUAGUACGAGUACAGCGACGGGUUCCUACCGGCACGAUAUAUCAUCGGGCUCGGAUUGUUUCUCUACGAUCGCGGGCAGGGAUGUGCAGCGUCAUAUCGAUUGUUUGACAGCUGCAGGGACUACCGGUACUGGAGGGUACUAGUGUAUCGUAUUACUAAGAUGUUACUAAACCUCUGUUUCGACCCGUGUUUCCUCCCAGCCAACCCCAACGCGGGCCCGAACGAAGAGAAGGAACGGGCUGUGGGUCAUCCAUACCGCGGUCUAUAUCAUA